Quercus lobata is the source of this 1399-nucleotide messenger RNA. It is a transcript of the gene SR45A, whose product is annotated as RNA-binding (RRM/RBD/RNP motifs) family protein. The record is from RefSeq and is a predicted model, not a curated record. Lineage: Eukaryota; Viridiplantae; Streptophyta; Magnoliopsida; Fagales; Fagaceae. The transcript is spliced from 7 exons. Bases 97 to 1233 code for a protein of 378 amino acids. Gene Ontology annotation, molecular function: RNA binding.
UCGCCCCUUACUCUAAUCCAAACACAAAUUCCAAUUCCCUGUGAGAUCAAAUUACAAUCUCUGCGAUUUCUCUCAGUCUCUGUUCCAUCUGAUCCUAUGAUGUCGUACUCCAGAAGGUCAAGGUAUUCUCGCUCUCCUUCACCAUACAGGCGAUACAGGUCUGUCUCAAGGUCACUGUCAAGGUCAAGGUCAAGGAGCCGGUCAAGGUAUGGCAGGAGUCCUUCAAGGGAUGUGGAAAAUCCUGGCAACAAUCUGUAUGUGACAGGAUUGUCACCUCGGGUCACAAAGAGAGAACUUGAAAAGCACUUUGCAAUUGAGGGAACGGUUGUGGAUGUUCAUCUUGUAGUUGAUCCCUGGACCAGAGAAUCCCGUGGCUUUGGGUUUGUUACAAUGGCCACCUUAGAGGAGGCUGAUCGCUGCAUUAAGCAUUUGAACAAUUCUGUUAUUGAAGGCCGUGUGAUUACGGUGGAGAAGGCUAGGAGGCGGAGAGGACGCACUCCUACUCCGGGGAGGUAUCUUGGACUCAGAACAAUCCGAGUGCGCCGUCGAACACCUAGCUACUCUCCUCGGCGAUCUCCCAGUUACUCUCCUUACCGAAGGGGUCGAAGUCGCUCUCCACGUUACUCGUCUGAACGUAGUAGGAGCAGAUCAUUCUCUCCUUAUUAUGUCAGGCAGAGGUCGUACUCUCCUUACUACAGCCGGCGGUCAUACUCUCCUGACUACAGCAGGCGGUCAUACUCAAGGCGCAGAACCAGAUCUCCUUACUACAGCCGACGCAGGUCCUACUCUCGGUCUGCCUCUCCUUACAGUCUGUCACCUGUUAGUCAGCGUGAUCAGUCUUACUCUCCUUACGAUUCAAGGUACCGCUACCGUGAUCAGUCUUACUCUCCUUACGAUUCAAGGUACCACUACCGUUCUGUCUCUCGAAGCAUGUCACCUAGGCCAAGAAGGUCAAGGCGGAGCUACUCACACGGUGUCUCACCCAGGCCUAGGAGGAGCUCUAGGAGGAGCUACUCACGCAGUGUUUCCCCAAAAGGAAGGACUUCCAGGAGUUAUUUGAGAAGCGUUUCACCGAAACCAAGGAGCACAAAGAGUCGAUCGCAUGGUGGUUCGUCCAGGCAUGGAUAUUCUAGAAGCUACUCUAGGAGUCCAAGUGGGAGUGUGAGUCCGAGUUCUAGUUCGAUUUCAAGGUCAAGGUCUGCGUCUGCUAGUUCUAGGUCUCCUUCCAGGUGAAGAGUGAAAUGUCUUGCAUAUCUAGCAUGCUAGGAGUGACCCAGUGAAAUGUUGGCGUGGACAAACUAAGUUACUGUAUAUUGGGUAGUUUAUGGUUUGUCUGUUGACUUACGAGUUAAUAGUACUCUUUUUCUAAAAAUAAUCAGCAGCUUUUAGUUUUGCGAAU